AUGAGAUGUCUAUCGGUGGAAACCGCACUGAUUUUGAUGCUUUUCGGUUCGUUGUUCACUUUGCUUUCUAGCAUUUCACCAAAAAUGUUUUCCAGUAGGGCCCGCCCACUUCGAACCGGCCGCCGACUUUUUCAAAUUCCGUAAAUCGACACUGCACAAGUUCAACGAGGCGCGACGUAUUCUCGCGUCGGGCGACAUUGCCAAAAUUGCGAGGGUUUUCGAAGGGAUUCCCGAGUUUCAGGCCAACGUGGCCGUGGAUUUGUUGGGUCCCGCCGCCGAUAUGUAUCAAUUGGUACUAACUAUCUUUCGAGCAACUCUAAUCGGCCCGCUGCCAAAAUUUGUCGCCAAACAGACACUGAAAAAGUCGAAACUUGCAGAAAUGGAGCCGUCAGCUCGAACAAAUCGGCUACGAGUACGUGCAAGAGAAGAAAAAGGCGACAAAUGUGCUGGAAUCGAUCGAGUACAAAGAGCACAUUGGCUUCUACUGGAUGGGCGACAUGAAACAAGUGAUAUCGUCGAUUCUCAAGAGCCUUCCGCUGGGCGCACUCGCCGAUUCGCUGAAUUCGAUGAUGGAGAUACUGGAGACCAUUCUGAUGGUCAUCUGGAUCGGAGUGGCGGCGCCGAAAAGCACGCCGCUGCAGAAGGGCGCUCAUUUCGGACCGGCCGAAGUACUGUUCGCAGAGCGCUUCGAAAUUGGCUGCUUCUCCGAGAUUCUGUACUCGGUGUGCUUUUUGAACAAGUACUUUGACAACAAUUCAUCGUUGUAUUGAUUGCCUUGUAGAAUCCCUCACCGUGACGUGUUCUUCAAAGAAGGCGUCGCGUGUACGAGUUGUGGCAACGGGACGCAUUGCGAGUUCUGGGAAGAAGCGGACGGAACGAUUGAGGAGGGAGAAUUGUGCGUUCCGAAGAAAACAAAGGGAGAAGUGAACGGGAAUCGAAGAAUCGGAUGGAUUGUGGGAGUUACGGUUAUGUGUGUGACGAUGUUUGGUUGA
Molecule: messenger RNA, 992 nt
Organism: Caenorhabditis sp. 36 PRJEB53466
Lineage: Eukaryota; Metazoa; Nematoda; Chromadorea; Rhabditida; Rhabditidae
Source: the annotation of a GenBank genome assembly